This is a messenger RNA of Penicillium macrosclerotiorum, 405 nucleotides long. RefSeq lists its product as uncharacterized. The transcript has 2 exons. NCBI's taxonomy places the organism in Eukaryota, Fungi, Ascomycota, Eurotiomycetes, Eurotiales, Aspergillaceae. The record is from RefSeq and is a predicted model, not a curated record. The coding region runs from base 1 to 405 and encodes 134 amino acids.
AUGGCGAAGGAUUCCAUCGAAGAAACAAAGCAGACCCUGGUGCAGCGCUUUCGGGCUUGGGGUGAAAACUCGUUCCCGCCGACCCUUCUGGCCUCUCUCAUCUUCGCGCAACAUGCUCGACCCUUCCAAUUCUUCCCAAUGAUGUUCCCACCCAUUCUGCUGUUUACUAGCUAUGCGAAUCUACAAGGAUUCAAGACCGAGACCGCCGGUAUCAGUGCUGCGUGGUCGGGCUUGUAUCUGCUCCUGGCGGGCCGGCGGCGACAGCCGCUGAUGAAGAAAUUCGGAGCUCGCGGCAUCGUGCGCGGCGCGACAAUGGGUCUCUGCUUGGUCAACAUGAUUGGAGGAGGACUAGCAUAUACCCUGGGAAAGCGCGAAGAGGAGGAAAGCAAGCAGGACAAGUCGUAA